AUGUGGGAGUUCGGGCAUCCAGACCCGCGGGAAGAGAACCGCAAGCAGGUAGGGCCCGAGUGCACCGGGCCGAAGAGUCGGAGGACCUUGAAGAACUCCAGGUUGGGUUCGGCUCCGGGAGCUAAGGCAAGGUUGAGACGGAACCGCUCUCCUCAGCAAGCGGAACAGCCGACACUGGAUCAUCGCAGGUUUCCCGCCCAAACAGUUACCCCGCUACCCCGCGGGCUUCAGCAGCGAAACUCCAGGGAUGAGGAACGAGCAGAGGGCGCGCCGGCUUCCGGGAGGGCCUGGGCGCUCGAGCGCUUCGGGGGCCUCGCGGGGCCGCAAGGGACGCACGGAGCGCAGAGACCGAGCCCCGCCCCCCUCGCGACGCCCAAUCCCCGCCGGGCCCGCCCCCGGGCGGCGCGGGAGCACGCGGGCCAGCGGCGCGCGGGGCGCAGGCAAGAGCCGUGGGCCCUGGGCCGAGUGUCAUUUUCGUUGAAAAGAACUCCAAGCUCCAACCUGCCUUCGUCCAGCCCUCACGCUGCGCCAACAGCACACAGGAGCAGCGUCGCAUAG
This is a messenger RNA of Rangifer tarandus platyrhynchus (Svalbard reindeer), 558 nucleotides long. Lineage: Eukaryota; Metazoa; Chordata; Mammalia; Artiodactyla; Cervidae. The record is from the annotation of a GenBank genome assembly.